AAAUUCGUGCAGUGAUCCAUACGUGUGUCAUCCUGGCAGGUCUCCGAUGAUAAGUGAAAAAUUGGGUGCUCUCGUAAAUUGUAUAUUUAAAAUCAGUAUUAAACCAAAUUAUCGUCUUUGUUGUAAAAUGAGUAGCAGUGUUCAUACUAUUUCAAACGAAGGCAUAGUUCAACCCGAUAAUGAAACAUGGAUAUUUGGUUACGGCUCACUGGUUUGGAAGGCAGACUUUCCGUAUGAAGAAAAACGAACAGGCUACAUCAAGGGAUACAUAAGGAGAUUUUUCCAAAACAGCAUAGAUCAUAGAGGCACCCAUGAAAAUCCUGGUCGUGUGGUCACACUUAUUCAUUCGGAGAACCCUGAUGCAAAGGUAUGGGGUAUGGGAUAUAAGAUAGCAGAAAGCAAUAAAACUGAUGUCCUUAAUCAUCUGGACCAUCGAGAAAAGAAUGGUUAUGAACGACAUAAGGUUGUAUUCUAUCCCUACCCUGUGAGCGAGACACAGUCCAACGAACCGAAAAGUAUAUUGCUCUAUCUGGCCACAAAGGAGAAUCCGUCUUUUGCCGGAGAGAACGAUAGUUUGGAGAAAAUUGCCAACCAAAUCCUCGGGGCAGCUGGUGAAAGCGGAAGAAAUGUUGAAUAUGUGUUUAAGCUUGCAGAUGCCAUGAGGCAACUCUACCCUGGAGAGGAUGACGACCAUCUGUUUGAACUAGAACGGAUUCUCAAAACUCACGAUCCCAACGCUUGUGAUAGCAGACCUCAGCUAAUGAAGGAAGGAUAAGGUGUUGAGAUGAAAAAAAAGAUGAAUAAAUUUAAAUAUGAUGCACAUA
Molecule: messenger RNA, 824 nt
Organism: Aedes albopictus (Asian tiger mosquito)
Lineage: Eukaryota; Metazoa; Arthropoda; Insecta; Diptera; Culicidae
Product: putative glutathione-specific gamma-glutamylcyclotransferase 2
Exons: 2
Coding region: 47-775 (242 amino acids)
Biological process (GO): glutathione catabolic process
Cellular component (GO): cytoplasm
Molecular function (GO): glutathione specific gamma-glutamylcyclotransferase activity; gamma-glutamylcyclotransferase activity
Source: RefSeq, a predicted model, not a curated record